UCGCCAUCACAGCAGCACUCGAGUCUCAGCACCAUGUCGGUUCGCUUUUCCUCCGCAUCCAGACGGCUGGGCUCCGUGAGGCUCUCCAGUGCCGGAGCAGGCUUCGGAGCUGGGAGUGCGUGCGGUGUGCCAGGCAUGGGAAGUGGCUUCUCCUGCGCCUUUGGGGGCAGCUCGUCAGCAGGAGGCUAUGGCGUGGGCAGUGCUUCUUGUGGGGCCUUCACUGCCAACGAGCACGGCCUCCUCUCCGGCAAUGAGAAGGUGACCAUGCAGAAUCUCAACGACCGCCUGGCCUCCUACCUGGAGAAUGUGCAAGCGCUGGAAGAGGCCAAUGCUGACCUGGAGCAGAAGAUCAAGGGCUGGUAUGAGAAAUUUGGGCCUGGCUCCUGCAGAGGUCUUGAUCACGAUUACAGUAGAUACUUCCCAAUCAUUGAUGACCUCCGGAACCAGAUAAUUUCUGCUACUGCAAGUAACGCCAACAUUGUCCUACAAAAUGAUAAUGCAAGACUGACGGCUGACGACUUCAGACUGAAGUACGAAAACGAGCUGGCGCUUCACCAGAGCGUGGAGGGAGACAUCAACGGCUUGCGAAGAGUCCUGGACGAGCUGACCCUGUGCAGAACUGACCUGGAGGUCCAGCUGGAAACUCUCACCGAAGAGCUGGCGUACCUCAAGAAGAACCACGAGGAGGAAAUGAAAGCUCUGCAGUGUGCGGCCGGAGGCAACGUGAACGUGGAGAUGAACGCCGCCCCCGGGGUGGACCUCACCGUCCUGCUCAACAACAUGCGAGCUGAGUACGAGGCCCUGGCUGAGCAGAACCGCAGGGACGCCGAGGCCUGGUUCCAAGAAAAGAGCGCUUCCCUGCAGCAGCAAAUCUCAGAUGAUGCUGGGGCCACCACCUCAGCGAGGAAUGAGCUUACUGAGAUGAAACGCACUCUGCAAACCCUCGAGAUUGAACUUCAAUCCCUCUUGGCCAUGAAACACUCUCUGGAGUGCUCACUGACGGAGACCGAGGGUAACUACUGCACGCAGCUAGCACAGAUCCAGGCUCAGAUUGGUGCCCUGGAGGAACAGCUGCACCAGGUCAGGACGGAGACCGAGGGGCAGAAGCUGGAGUAUGAGCAGCUCCUGAAUGUCAAGGCCCACCUGGAGAAGGAAAUUGAGACCUACUGCCUCCUCAUAGACGGGGAUGAGGGCUCUUGUGUUAAGUCAAAAGGCCAGGGGGGACCAGGAAAUCAGACAAAAGAUUCAUCUAAAACUGCCAUCGUUAAAACUGUUGUUGAAGAAUUAGAUCCUCGGGGCAAGGUUCUGUCCUCCAGAGUCCACACCCUGGAGGAGAAAGCCACCAAAAUCAACAAGAAUGAGCAGAGGGUGCCUUCAUGAACUCCAGCCCCACAAAGAAGGGCUGCCCCAUUAAAAUGCCAAGUCAGAAAGAUUUCCCUAAAUAGAGCCCUCUUAUCUUCUGCUUUUCUCCCAGUGAGUGAAGACAGCCCUUUUCAGAUGGCUGAUGUUUCUUUGGCUUUCUCUCUGGUGGUGUUUCAAUAAAACUUCUUCUUGUUGCAAGU
This is a messenger RNA of Nannospalax galili (Upper Galilee mountains blind mole rat), 1562 nucleotides long. RefSeq names its product keratin 27 (gene Krt27). NCBI's taxonomy places the organism in Eukaryota, Metazoa, Chordata, Mammalia, Rodentia, Spalacidae. Bases 34 to 1380 code for a protein of 448 amino acids. The record is from RefSeq and is a predicted model, not a curated record. Gene Ontology annotation, molecular function: structural molecule activity. The transcript is spliced from 8 exons. Gene Ontology annotation, biological process: intermediate filament organization; hair follicle morphogenesis.